CACCGGCAGUGUCGUCUUUUCUUUUCCGCUCAGGUCUCAGUAGUCGUGGGAGCGUGGAUUUCAACAUCUGGGCUCACAAAAUCACCUAAAAUGAGCGUCCCGGCGUUUAUCGAUAUUACGGAAGAAGACCAGGCCUCAGAGCUGAGAGCCUACCUCAAGUCCAAAGGAGCUGAUAUAUCAGAAGAAAACUCUGAAGGUGGACUUCAUGUAGAUUUGGCUCAGAUCAUCGAGGCAUGCGACGUAUGCCUCAAGGAUGAUGAUAAAGAUGUAGAGAGUGUGAUGAACAGCAUCGUGUCCCUGCUGUUGAUCCUGGAGACAGAGAAGCAGGAGGCUCUCAUUGAAAGUCUGUGUGAGAAGCUGGUGAAGUUCCGUGAAGGAGAGAGACCCUCCCUCAGGAUGCAGCUACUGAGUAACUUGUUCCAUGGCAUGGAUGAAAACACUCCUGUGAGGUACACUGUCUUCUGUAGUCUCAUCAAGGUGGCAGCAACUUGUAAUGCCAUCUCCUUCAUUCCCACUGACCUCGACCAGGUGCGCAAGUGGAUUAUCGACUGGAACCUGAACACAGAAAAGAAGCACACUCUCUUGAGGCUGGUGUAUGAAGCAUUGGUUGACUGCAAAAAAAGUGAGGCUGCAGCAAAAGUGAUGGUUGAGCUGCUGGGGAGUUACACAGAAGACAAUGCUUCACAAGCACGUGUUGAUGCUCACAGAUGUAUCGUCCGUGCUCUGAAAGACCCCAACACCUUCCUGAUUGACCACCUCCUCACUCUGAAACCUGUUCGCUUCCUGGAGGGAGAACUCAUCCAUGAUUUAUUAACCAUCUUUGUGAGCGCAAAACUAGCAGCAUAUGUAAAGUUUUACCAGAGUAACAAAGACUUCAUUGAUUCUCUUGGCUUGUCUCACGAGCAAAACAUGGCCAAGAUGCGUCUGCUGACAUUCAUGGGCAUGGCAGUGGAAAACAAGGAGAUCUCCUUUGACACCAUGCAACAGGAGCUGCAGAUCGGAGCCGACGAUGUCGAGGCUUUUGUCAUCGAUGCUGUUCGUACCAAGAUGGUGUACUGCAAAAUUGACCAGACACAGCAAAAAGUUGUUGUGAGCCACAGCACACACCGCACCUUUGGCAAGCAGCAGUGGCAGCAGCUGCACGACAGUCUCAGCUCCUGGAAGGCCAACCUAGCAGCCGUCAAGAGCAGUCUGCAAGCCCUGUCGCCUUCUGCUUAAUUCCACCUUAACCCGACUGUCUAGACUGCUUGACCCUCCAUUCUUUUUCUGCUUUCCAAAUCCUCAGACUGAAAUGAUCAGCUUUUAUAUUCAUCCAAUAAAAUAACAAUGGAGAUCAUC
Molecule: messenger RNA, 1338 nt
Organism: Scatophagus argus
Lineage: Eukaryota; Metazoa; Chordata; Actinopteri; Scatophagidae
Gene: eif3m
Product: eukaryotic translation initiation factor 3, subunit M
Exons: 11
Coding region: 91-1218 (375 amino acids)
Biological process (GO): cytoplasmic translational initiation
Cellular component (GO): cytoplasm; eukaryotic translation initiation factor 3 complex
Molecular function (GO): translation initiation factor activity
Source: RefSeq, a predicted model, not a curated record